Messenger RNA from Octopus bimaculoides (California two-spot octopus), 2365 nucleotides. Its product is annotated as conserved oligomeric Golgi complex subunit 1. The record is from RefSeq and is a predicted model, not a curated record. Gene Ontology annotation, cellular component: COG complex; Golgi apparatus. NCBI's taxonomy places the organism in Eukaryota, Metazoa, Mollusca, Cephalopoda, Octopoda, Octopodidae. Gene Ontology annotation, biological process: intra-Golgi vesicle-mediated transport.
GGCCACGACUAUGAUUUCACUUGGCUUGAUGAAUCUUCCCAAACACAACAAAUCGCCAAAGGUCACGGGAUGUCGCAAACUGUUAAGAGAAGUGAAUGCAACAGACCAACAAAUCGCAAAUGCACUCUGCUCUAUCCUCUUACUGGAAGAUUGUACUCCACGACAAGUUUUUAAUGAAUUCCUUUUGGCUAGAACUAAUGCCGUUCAGCAAUUGUUCCAUGUUUCCCAGCAAGGUAUUGGUAUCAAACAACAAAUAUGCCUUGUGGUUCAGCUAAUUGUAAAGACAGUGCACCAGAUAUAUACAGUCUUCUACACUUCAGACAGUGAGGUUCCAGCUUCUGGUGAAGAAUCUUUCAAAUUAUACAGCAUUUUGGAACAUGUAACUAAAACUACACCGAAAAGUAUAGGACUUUUAGAUCAAAUAGGCUCAAUCUCUGCUAAUUAUCUUCCUAACUCUGUGAUAGAUUUCCAUCCAACUCUGCGUGCAACAGUCACUGCAAUCUCUGUGCAACACUUACAGGAAAACUGUCAGCAGUGGAUUGAAUCGUGCAUGCAAAGUGUGAAGGCAGGUGUUACUAAAUUACUGAGUUUUGUCAAUACAGUGAAAAGGUUGGCGGAUAUUCGCGCGGCUGUAUGGGAUCUCCUCUUACAGGAAACAAAUUUUCCCAAGUGGCAGAUGGUAUGUGAGAAGAUAUUUAUCAACGGCCAGGUGAUGUCUGUUUGGUCAGUAUUUUUGCAGCCCCAGUUUGUUGACAGAAUAAAAAGCUUGAUUCAAUACCAGCUGGAUUCUACGGCUGAACUAACUAAGCGUCAUCUUUCCAAAGUUGUCAUGGAACUAGCCAGCCCAGAUGAAAGGUCAAUGUUUGCUGAAGUGGAUCUAGCAAAAUUUAUUUGGAUUGAAUCUCCUGCAGACAUUCCACCAAAUACAGCCUGGAUUCCCGCUAGUCAGAAAACCCUCAGCUCUGGUGGUGGCCUUCUUAUGAAAGCCUGUACAUACACUCCAACUAUACAAAGCCUAUGCAAAACAUUUAACGACAAGUUGAAGACCAUGCUGGAAGAUGUUACACCGUACCUGAAUGCAGAAGGGGAAACAUCUAACUCGCAGCCAAGCCCCUUUGACCAGUUAGCUGACAGUCCAGAAAUAAAGGGGUUUGUCAAGAAAUCUACAGAGAACUGUAUAAUUCAGGUCCUGGAGUAUAUCAGUGGACAAAUGCAGCUAUGGAAGAAGUCUCUUGAAGAAAUACAAGACAAAAUCACUAAUGAAAUCACCAUUAACAAAGUGAUAUUGGUCGGACGCUUCUGCUACGCCUUAACUGACCUUUGCCCUCAUUUGUACAACUGCAUCACAGCUGUUGAAAACUCAGAGAAAGAAAUAAAGUUACACACAUUGAAAAGUAAAGCUACACCAGUUGACAGUGCCUGGGAAAAUAUCCAGUCCAUGUUAUCAGAACGUCACCUGGAUUCCUGCCAAAUUUGGGUAACCUACACUUCUUCUUCGCGAAUACAACAAUUCCGUGAUGCUCUCUGCACUCAAACAGCAUCUGACAUUAUAUCUACUAUAACGAAAUGGGAUGAAGUAGAUAUUGAGGAAGAAACAGAGGCUGGUGAGAAAAUCAAAUCAACAAUCCGAGUUCCAAUGCAGGCAUCACCAUUUGUACAGAAUCUACUCUAUGCAACAUGCCUGGAGAUUAACCGAGUGUUUGGUCAUGUGAUGAAAAGACAAGUUCUACAGGAUAUGGUUACACUAAUAUUUGAUGGAGUUCUUGACUGCUAUGAACAUCUCUUGAAGAACACACAUACCAAACAUUUGCCACUUACUCCUGACACGUUGGCUCUUAAUCAACAGAGGGCCCUUCAGCUUCUGUUUGACCUCAAGUUCAUUGCUUUAAUUAUUCCACCUAAAGGAGACAAAACUGUGAACGUGAAGAAUCGGAUCAAGAAAAUAAUGGAUCAACUCGAAGAAUACAUUGAUCCUUUUGAUCUUGACGUAUUUACUCCGUAUGUACAGUCUCAUUUACAGAAGACCUCACAGAGAACUAUGGUCUUGUAUGGUGCUCUGACAACAGCUUCAAAACAAGAUCUAAUGCUCUCUAGUCGCCAGUAUACGUCGGGUGGUCACCAAGAGCAACACAACAUCCUGCCUUUGGUCACAUGUCAGCACAGAUUCCCUCUGUUACCUCUAAGUACAACACAUUCAAACAGGACUAUUUUACCUCAACCUCUACUGCAAUCACUACCAAGGGUAAGUGUAAGAAAAUUACAUCAUGAAUUGAACAUGUGUGUGCAUGUGUGUAUGUGUGCACAUUAUGAUAUAGAGGUCGAUAUAUGGCCUUUGUCAUUUAUCAGUUAGUCUGAUGUUAGCUGA